AGGCCACGUGUGCGUUGCGUCCCUCGCCGACAGUCCGGUCCGCAGACAUGGAGGAGAAAGUUGAUCUGGACUUGGAGGAUUUUUCUUCCGAGCCGCUUUUUGACUACUUGGUCAAAGAAGUGGAGCGAGACCCGACAUUUCUAAUCGGGGUGUUCGUCGCCAUAGCGGCUGUUAUAAUAACGAUAGUGUUUUGGAAGUUUUUCGUCAGCACCCAAACAAAAAGCAAUAGCGUUCUACUGGUGGGUUUGUGUGAUGCAGGCAAAACUCUUCUCUUCAGUCGGCUGCUGUCAGGAAGAUUCACAAGGACACAGACGUCUAUCAAUGAAAGCAGUGCGUCCUACAGGGCAAAAAAUGAGAGGGGUACCACCUGGACUCUCGUUGACCUCCCUGGUCAUGAAAGCCUGAGACCUCAGUUUGUGGAGAAGUUCAAGGCGUCUGCCAGAGCACUCGUUUUCGUGGUGGACAGCGCAAUCUUCCAGAAAGAGGUGAAGGAUGCGGCUGAGUUUCUCUACUCUCUGCUGACGGACGGUGUGGUGGUCAAGAAUGCCCCGACGCUGCUGGUUGCGUGCAACAAACAAGAUAUUACCAUGGCAAAGUCGGCCAAACUGAUUCAGCAGCAGCUGGAAAAAGAGCUGAACACUCUGAGGGUGACUCGCUCUGCGGCGCUUAGCUCUCAAGACGGCUCCAUCGGGGCUGCGGUGCACCUUGGGAAAAGGGGGAAGGACUUUGAGUUCUCCCAGCUGCCCAUAAAAGUGGAGUUUGUGGAGUGCAGCGCCCGCGGCAGCAAGGGGGAAGAGGGGGACGCCGAUAUCGAGGCUUUGGAGAUGAGUCUGGCUAAGCUGUGAGGGAUUCAUUCCAUUCAACAUCUCCCUCUUAAUGCAUCUCUUUGCAUUAAAAUCCAUUCAUUGCUUUCUAGUCAGUGUUGCUUUUUCCCUUUAAAACUAUAGCAAGAUGAAAGCUUUCUCCAUUUGCCCAGGACAAAGAAACUGAUAUCCAAGGUAUUGGCAAGCGUCCAAGCACUCUGUUUUGAGUUCCCGUCAGAUUAUGAAAUGUUAUUUAUUUUUGUGUGCAGAUGAUGAUGCUGGUUAAGGUACAAGACGUUUGUUACAUUCAUUUGUUUUGUCCAAGUCUGCGUUGUGCCUUAGGUCUGAGAGCCAGAUGACUGUAGUCUUGGUUGUGCAUCAGCGUUAAACAGCCUGUAAAUAAAUGACUUGUGAGAUUUUCGCCUCA
Pygocentrus nattereri (red-bellied piranha) is the source of this 1230-nucleotide messenger RNA. It is a transcript of the gene srprb, whose product is annotated as SRP receptor subunit beta. The transcript has 7 exons. Gene Ontology annotation, biological process: vesicle-mediated transport; intracellular protein transport. Gene Ontology annotation, molecular function: GTP binding. The record is from RefSeq and is a predicted model, not a curated record. NCBI's taxonomy places the organism in Eukaryota, Metazoa, Chordata, Actinopteri, Characiformes, Serrasalmidae. Bases 48 to 845 code for a protein of 265 amino acids. Gene Ontology annotation, cellular component: cytoplasm; plasma membrane.